Molecule: messenger RNA, 2253 nt
Organism: Papaver somniferum (opium poppy)
Lineage: Eukaryota; Viridiplantae; Streptophyta; Magnoliopsida; Ranunculales; Papaveraceae
Product: protein AUXIN RESPONSE 4-like
Exons: 1
Coding region: 276-1760 (494 amino acids)
Biological process (GO): auxin polar transport
Cellular component (GO): mitochondrion; endoplasmic reticulum
Molecular function (GO): hydrolase activity
Source: RefSeq, a predicted model, not a curated record
UGUUUGUUUCUCACUCCUCUAGUCCUCUGUUUUUCUGUCUGUAAAAAGAAAUUAAAAGAGAAAAAGUUUAAUCUUUUUUUCGAAUAGUGGGAGAAAAGAGAUCUGUGAUGAUUCAUAUCAAGACUCGUGGGAUUUAGUGUUCCAAGGAGGAAGACUGAAGGAGAAGAAGAAGAUCUGAAUGAACGGAUCAGAUUCUUCAAGAGACAUCUUAAAUUAAAAGGAACAAGGUCGUAGAAGAAAAAAAACCCUAAUUUUGAUUCAAUUUCUAGUUAUCAAUGGCGAUUAUCACUGAAGAUAAGAGAGAAUCAGAAAUCAAAGAAACAGAAACAACCCCAUUAAAGACUAAUUCAUCUUCAUCAGCAUCUCCAACUCCAAAUCCAGCUGCUGCUACUCAUGAUCUGGGUUCUUCACCAACAGCAAAAGCAUUCAAGUUCUGGGCAUACUUUACAUUUGGUAUAUCUCUUUUUACGCUAAUAAUAGUUACACUCUCUGCUUUAACACCACAAGAUGAUAAAUCAUGGUUUUUAAGCUUACCCAGUGAACUAAGGCAUCACUAUUCAAAAGGUAGAACUAUUAAAGUACAAACAAAUCCACAUUCAUCUCCAAUUGAAGUGUUUGCAAUUGAAGAUGGUUCAAGAAAGGGAGAAACUUUAUUGUUAAUUCAUGGGUUAGGUUGUAAUUCCUAUUCAUUUCGUAAUGUGAUUAAAUCAUUGGGUUUGAAUGGAAUUCAUGCUGUUGGGAUUGAUUUACCUGGUUCUGGGUUUUCUGAUAAAUCUUCAUUAGUAGAAGAAGAGAGAUUGGUGGGUGUUUUCGGUAGGCUUUAUGAUAUUUAUAAUGAUAUUAAUGAAAAGGGUUUGUUUUGGGGGUUUGAUCAGCUGGUUGAGACUGGUGGAAUGCCUUAUUAUGAGGAUGAAACAACUAAAACUAGGGUCUCGACGACUAAGAGUGUUAAGCCGUUGAAUUUGAAUUCUGAGGAUAUGGGUAGAAUUAUUGGUCAAGUGAUUGAUUCAAUGGGUCUUGCUCCUGUGCAUUUAGCUUUACACGAUUCAGCUUUGGGAAUGUGUGCAAAUUGGGUAUCUGAGAAUUUAGAGCUAGUCAGAAGUUUAACUUUGAUCGAUUCUACUCCGACAUCCACUGCUUUGCCAUUAUGGGUAUUGGAAGUGCCGGUUGUUAGAGAUGUAGUGUUGGGAUUUUCUUCUGUGUACGAGGGAAUUCUUAGAUCUCAUUGUUCUAAAUCAAUUAAUGGGACUGUUGCAGAGGCUCAUAGAGUCCUGUUGACAGGUAGGGAUGGUAGAAGAGCUGUUGUUGGAGUUGAGAAAGGUAUGAAUUAUAGCUUUGACUUAGAGGGAUGGGCUGGUUUGACAGGAAUAAAGAGUAUGCCGAUUCAAGUGCUUUGGUCCCGUAGUUGGUCUGAAGAAUGGACUAAGGAGGGAAGCUGGGUUGCUGGUAAGCUUCCCCAAGCUAAUUUCAUCACACAUUCAGGUGGUCGGUGGCCUCAGGAAGAUGCAGCAGAUGAGAUAGCCGAAAUCAUCACCAACUUUGUGGCUUCACUGCCAAAAUCGGUCAAGAAAGUUGAGGUAGAGCCUAUACCCGAGCGUAUUCAAAAGAAGUUUGACGAAGCUGAAGGCGGUAGCCAUCAGCGUGAUCAUGGUAGCCAUGACCAUCAUAUGGGUCACGGACACGUUCAUGAUCAUGGUCAUGUUCAUCAGCCAAACCUUAUGGAUUCUUACGGGCUCGGCCAAGGAUUUAGAGAAAGUUGAUUGUUUUGUUUCCAUUCUGAACCCAUCUUGUAAUUUGGAGAAAGGAGCUUAUAAAUGCUUGAAAACCAACAGCUUAUCAGUGAUGGCGAAGGAAAUCUGGACCAGACUUCCAACUAGCAUGAUGUGGAAUGUUUGGUGUGGGAGAAAAUCGGGGACUUUCACAGGUAAACAUAAGAUUUUUAAUGCAGUUAUCAAUGUGAUUAAACUGCAGAUUUUCUAUUGGGCCUUUUAUGUACACUGUUUCGCCAGAUUUUCUAUUGGGACUCUCCUUGAUGAUUUUAUCAUUAACAUGAAGGAGAGAUUUUUUUAAUCCUCCUUGUCUGCGUAGUAUUUAGUGUUAGCUGUAGGGUAGUUGAGAGCUUGCCCUCUUCUCUGUUUGUAUCUGCAUAGUACUGUUGUCUGUGUUUCUGGUCUUUGGUUUGUGCAUUUCUUUUAAGGUGUGUAGGGUUUGCUUUAUCAUUAAAUGGAAGGAGAGUUUGCCGUUGAAAAACAA